AUUUCUGGAUCGUUAGGAUUCGUCUGCCACACGCUGAUGGCAAACGGCUAUAAUUGCUGCCGCUGACGGAGGGUAAUAACUCCAAGAAUGAAAAUUCUGGGAUUCAGUUUUAAGACGGUCAUUGGUGAAAAUAGUCUGCGGUUGAGUUGCUCCGGAACUUGAGCUAGACACUUUUCACACUUUUCCCCAUUCGAAUUUUGUGCAUUUUUGCGCGCAGUGAUUGGUCUUAAAACCACUCUUUUUUUUUGCUCCCACUGACCCUUAAAUAUCGUUUUAAGUUCUAUUACUUUUAAAUUAUCUUUUGUGACCACACAGCCCAAAUCAACAUCCAAAAUGCAGGAUAUUUCCGAUGAACUACCCCCAGAGCAAAUUGCUGUGCUCCAGAAAGCCUUCAACAGCUUCGAUGCCCAAAAAACUGGAAGUAUUUCCACGGAAACUGUGGCAGAAAUCCUGAGACUCAUGGGUCAGCCAUUUAACAAGAAGAUCCUCGAGGAGCUCAUUGAUGAAGUUGAUGAGGACAAAUCCGGCCGUUUGGAGUUCAACGAAUUCGUCCAACUUGCUGCGAAAUUCAUCGUGGAGGAGGAUGCGGAAGCUAUGCAGAAGGAACUCCGAGAGGCGUUCCGUCUGUAUGACAAGGAGGGUAAUGGCUAUAUUCCUACCACAUGCCUCAGAGAAAUCCUCCGUGAAUUGGACGAUCAGCUCACAGAACAUGAAUUGGACAUCAUGAUAGAGGAGAUUGACUCCGAUGGAUCUGGAACGGUUGACUUUGAUGAAUUCAUGGAGAUGAUGACGGGAGAAUAAUUUCAUCAAAUCUUUUCAUCUUUAUUUUACUAUGAGACUUUCUGUUGAAAGUGUUUAAAAAAAAAACUGAUCACUUUACUCUUUUUUCCUCAUAUUUACUUUUCACUAAACUGAUUGCAUUUCUACACUAUUUCUAUUUAAUUAAUUUAUUUUUAUUUCUCUACGUUUAAUACAAGAAAGCCUAUUUUAUCAAUUAAAUAAAUAUGUCAAGUGGAAGUCAA
This is a messenger RNA of Phlebotomus papatasi, 1022 nucleotides long. Its product is annotated as troponin C. Gene Ontology annotation, molecular function: enzyme regulator activity; calcium ion binding. The record is from RefSeq and is a predicted model, not a curated record. Bases 334 to 801 code for a protein of 155 amino acids. Lineage: Eukaryota; Metazoa; Arthropoda; Insecta; Diptera; Psychodidae. The transcript is spliced from 6 exons.